CGCACCACUUCAGUCACUGUAAAGGAGAAACGUUGACAGGGAGUCAGGGACGGUAUAUUAUUAGCAUUUAACCAUAGACAGACAAAAAAGAAAAGAAAAAGGGGAAAUAAUAUAAGGAUCCGCCAUUGCCCAAUCCUCCACCGUCUCUCUUCUUUCUUUUACCCUCAUCGAAAGUCACAGAGACCCAAUUGGCCAAAUUCCAUUUCCAAACACGAACCUUCUCCUCCAUCCCCGCAAAAAUUUCCUGGGAAGGGUUUGGGGGACGAUGAAUGGAGGAACUCGAAGCCUGAUCUCAAUUAGCAAAACCCAAUUAGUCAAUUACCUGGGAAGGGUUUGGGGGACGAUGAAUGGAGGAACUCGAAGCUUGGUAGCACUGGGCGGCGGCGACGUCGGAGCUAGUGGGAGUGGCCGGGGCGGCGACGAAAUCGGGGCAGGGUUUCUGUAUCUUUGGUGGCGCCGAUGCGAUUCAGUGGUCGGAGCCCGGAGGGGAUGCCGAGAUCGGAGGUGGCCGGGGCGGCGACGUUCGAGCUGGUGGCAGACUGGCAGUGGCCGGGGCGGCGACGUCGUGGGCGUCUCUGUUUGCUCAGCCGGCUCGUCGUCGACGAAGAUGGGUAGAGAGGAAGAGUUGUCGACUGUCGAGUGACCUCGACUGAGUCUUCGAAGAGAUUCUUAUUUUUCUUUUUAGUUUCAUUUUUUUUAAUUAUUUGGGUUUGGAUUUUUUAACCCAAAUUCAUGGGUAAAACUCAAGUAAACCCAUGGGUAUGGG
Linum trigynum is the source of this 766-nucleotide messenger RNA. The record is from the annotation of a GenBank genome assembly. NCBI's taxonomy places the organism in Eukaryota, Viridiplantae, Streptophyta, Magnoliopsida, Malpighiales, Linaceae.